GUUCUCAUGAGUCGGAUGAGCUGCGUUCUCCGGAGGGCCUUCAGCAUCCAGCGGUUCACCAUGAACGCAGACAGAGGACAGCUCCGAGGAUCUGAGCUGCAGCUGCCCGGACGCCUGCGGCGUGCUUAAAUGUGCAUGUUGGAAACCAGCUGAAGAUGCAGGGGGCCGUUGCACGAGUGUGUAUGGUGGUGGCCGCCGCCAUACUAAACCACCCGUUGCGCUUUCCUCAAGAGAACGCCACGCUCGCGGAGCAGGACGAGGAGCUGGUGGCUCGUAUGCGGCAGCAUGAGGAGCGGCUGAAAAUGGAGCAGGCGAGGUUUGAGGAAGAGCUCUCGCGGCCGGAGGAAGAGCCGGAAGAAACCCGCUCGGAGGAAGGUUCUAGUUGGUACUUUUGGAGCGCUGUGUCUGUCGUUCUCUUCUUCGCCAUCGAGGUGUCCCGGUCGCAGGGUGGUGCCGACGCCGCAAUCCGGCCAGUUGAGGACGACGACGUGUUUUCCGAGGGCGGAUCCGUCACCGCCGGGACGGUGGUGCUGGAUAAAGACGCCCUGAGCAACUUCUGCGACGACUGCGCCUCCGCGUCGGCGCGUGAAAACUGGAGGGUGAGGGGGUUCGUCGAGGGUUUUGCCGACGACCUGUUGGAAUCGCUCCGGAGCGUGUGCGACCGGUGGGCGGACAUGGAAGUCGGCGACUUCGUCGGCGUCGGGAGCAUGUUCGAGUCGUGGAAGGUGUGCAAGCCGCUGAUGUGCGACCUCAUCGUGCCGCUCUCGCCUCCGGAGCCGUACUCCUUCCGGUUCCACCUGUGGUGCGGCCCCUCCGGCGACAUGCCUCCGGACAUGCAGGGCUGCGGCAGGAUCAAAGUGACCCGUGAGCGCGAGCGGGGCUGCCUCUGCGGCGCCGCGGACCUGGGAGACGACGUGCUCUGCCUGUUGCACGGCACGGACGAGCCGCUCGGAGACGAGCCGCUGUGCGCCGGGAACACGCGCUUCUUGGCCAAAGAUCAAGUCAUGAAGUGGUUUCAGAUCUCGGUGACCAGAGCGUGGGCACGCAUCUCUUACAAAUACGACUUUGAGCUCAAUUUCCGCAACCUGGAUGCCGCCGGCGCUCUGAAGAUCCGAUUCCGUUCGGGCAAAGUGGUCGUGCUGAACGUCAUACCGGCGGUUCGGCUGGAGGACACGGACGCUUACUUCGUGUUGCGCUUCCCGUCGGACAGCGACGGCGCUCCUGACCCAUGCUGGCCCCUCUCUUUCGCCGUCUACGAGAGGAAUUUGCUGAAGCAUUUCUCGAAGCGCCUGCCGCAAAACUCCUGUCAUUUGCACUGCCUUCGGAUUGUGACUUUCCUCCACAGAAAGCAGACGGAGCUCACGGGGAAAAGCGGCCUCACGAACUACCACGUGAAGACCGCGCUGUUGCACUUGCUGAUGACCGAAGGGGCGUCGGCGUGGAGCAUCGGGAGCACGGAGCGCAGGCUUCGGGACGUGCUCGGCUUCUUGCAGAGGAGCCUACACGAGAAGAGACUUCACCACGCUCUGAUCGGGAACAGGAACGUGCCGGAGGAAGUCCAGGUCCCCGAGAUGUUUCGCAAGGCAGAGCCCGUCAACCUGUUCCGGUCUCUGGUGCUGCAGAGGGAACUUUAUGCAGCGACCGUCGGGCAUUUCCACGAGAUGUUGAGAAACGCUCCCGUGCUCCUACGAGAGUACACGUCGCACUCAUCCAACGGCGCUCCGCACCACAGGCCGGACGCAAGCUUGUGAGCGUUGGCCAUAUUUGUUAUCGUGACUAUCUUUAACCCUCCUGUUGCCUUUACAUUUACUGACAUUUUACCCUCGGGGUCAAUUUGACCCCAGCAAUUAAAACCUCCAGAAAAUUAUGAGAAUUAAUAUUGUUUUCCAAGUUUAAGUGUGAGGUACUUUGUUUGUUUGUUGACUACCUAAAUAGCCCUUUAAAUAUUAAAGUUGAUAUUUCUUAUGUUUGACAGUGAAAAACAGCCUGGGGUCAAAUUGACCCUAAAGGUAACAGGAGGGUUAAAUAUCGUUCAAUGUUACAAUUAGUUGCACAAUUGGUCAAAUGAAGAAGGUGCACCGUUAUUUGUUACAGCUGAUAUCUUGACAUGAAUUCUUGUUUUUUUGAUGCUGCUUUCUUCACUUGACAAGGAGUCCCUAUGUGUGACUCUACACAAUACUGGAGCAGAAAUUCAACAGUGGGUUCUGUUUGUAAAAUAGUCGCACAAGAUUUGAUGGGUGUAUUUAAGUGAGUAUUAAUUAAAUCUGUAAGACUGUUACUGGAGUCAUAUUGCUUCUUUUAUCGCGUGACCUGCUGGAGAGGUUUUCCAGUGGAAAUCUGUCUGCCUUUCAGACACAGGAAGAUGAUCCUUUUAAAAAUGCAUUUUACCUUUUCAAAGAAUACAUAAUGCACUUUCUCAGAGCAUUUUAACAAAGAAGACUUAUAGCAGUGCUUUGUUUAACAUUCCUACUGUUGCAGAUCUGAUGUGCAGCUAAUAAUUGCGCAAUGUUUUGCCGGUUACAUUUUUGCUGUGUGUGGGGGGGGGUGCUAAUGUAGUUAUUAUUUAUAACAGACAAAAAGUUCAGGUCAGUCAUUUCAUCCGUUUUUUUAUUAAAGAAAGAUCGAUCAACA
Molecule: messenger RNA, 2631 nt
Organism: Pseudoliparis swirei
Lineage: Eukaryota; Metazoa; Chordata; Actinopteri; Perciformes; Liparidae
Gene: itprip
Product: inositol 1,4,5-trisphosphate receptor interacting protein
Exons: 2
Coding region: 156-1751 (531 amino acids)
Cellular component (GO): membrane
Source: RefSeq, a predicted model, not a curated record